This is a messenger RNA of Cokeromyces recurvatus, 3446 nucleotides long. RefSeq lists its product as uncharacterized. The record is from RefSeq and is a predicted model, not a curated record. The coding region runs from base 167 to 3097 and encodes 976 amino acids. The transcript has 6 exons. Lineage: Eukaryota; Fungi; Mucoromycota; Mucoromycetes; Mucorales; Mucoraceae. Gene Ontology annotation, biological process: mRNA catabolic process. Gene Ontology annotation, cellular component: exosome (RNase complex); P-body. Gene Ontology annotation, molecular function: 3'-5'-RNA exonuclease activity; RNA binding.
CUUUUUAAAAAUGAAAGUAGAAGAUAAUAUUAAAGAACAGUCAGAAGUAUGCAGUGAAAAAAUAAAAUAAAGAAAGGAAGGAAUGUCGUUCUUCUAGUUAUAUUUAUCCUUUUUAUAGCAUCCUUUGGCCUUAAAUAGGAAACCAUUGUUUGAGGAUGAUAAAAAGAUGACUAAGAAGAGUCCUCAAAGUAAUAAGAGAAGACGCGGAGGUCGUAGACAUUCUUCUGCUUCUACUAUUUUAAACACAAAAGAAACAAGUGUAAAUGAUAGUGUAGUAGGGGAUAAUGAUCAUGAGGUAAAAAAUAACGAAUCAACAAUUUUAACGGCUCAUCAUAAUCGUCACCGUCGCAGAAGCAGUUCUAGUAUACAUAAUAAACAGAGACAUCAGAAGCAGAAUAACGAACAAGAAGAUGAUUCGCCUGCUUUUUAUUCACUUGUGGAUAUUAUUGGUGAAAUGAGACGACUACCUUCUUUAUCAUCAAAUUCACUUCAAUAUCCUGAGAAAUGGAAGCGAGUACGUAGACAUUCUGAACCUCCUCAACAAAAUCAACGAUUUGCUGGGAUAAACUCUACCAGAACUGGUGCAUCAUUACAACCCAUUUAUGAACAAAGUUUACCAAACGAUGAAGUUUCCAAUCAUCCUCACGUGAAGCUAGACUUUCCUGCUUCUUCCUUUUUAUCUUUUGAAGAACAAAAUGAAGAUGGUUUAGAAGACGUUCUAGUAUCACCUUUAACUAUAGAUAAUCAACUUACUAAAAGGAAUCGUAGUAAAUCAGUACCAAACACAUUAAAACCCUAUGAACAUAUAACAACUCGAAAACCCCUUUAUCCUACUUAUUUAAGUGUAUCAGAAGCUUCAGCUCUAAUACGUUCCCGUAAACUCUAUUCGGGUAUUCUUAAAAUUGACGCUCAAGACAGCUCUAAUGCUAAUGUUGAAUGUGAAGCAUUAGAUGCUUCCAUUUACAUUUUCGGAUCACGCAAUAGAAAUCGGGCACUUAAUGGAGAUGAAGUUGCAGUUAUGCUUGUAAGCGUAGACGAGAUGUUAAAUGAAAAACGAAUAAAAAGACAAGUACGACUAACAAGACGAUUAUCUGCAUUAUCAUUACACGCAACCAGUCUUUCUUCUAUUCCUGAAGAUCAUUUUUUAGAAGAAGAAAAUAUAAUAGAUUUUGAAAGUAAACCAAAAUAUUGUGGAAAAGUAGUUUGCAUCCUUGAAAGACCGAAGAAUAUGUUAUUUUCAGGAACUUUGUCAUUAAAUCGUCCCACUCCAAAGACAUUGGAUCAUGGAAUGAUUCGAGACAAUAAUAAAAAGGAGGCACAUCAUCCAAAGAUCAUUUGGUUUAUUCCAGCUGACAAACGAUUACCUCUUGUUGCAGUUCCUAUCAAAUUUGCGCCAUCCAAUUUUAUAAAAUAUCAUGAAGAAUAUAAGAAUAGGAUCUUUAUUGGUAAUAUUCAACGUUGGCCAGCUACUUCACUUCAUCCAUUUGGUACUAUUGAAAAAGAGAUUGGUUGGAUAGGUGAACUUCGAGUUCAUUCAGGUGCAUUAAUGGCAGAUCACCAUAUUAAAGAUAUUGAUUUUCCAGAUGCAGUCAUAAAAGCUACACAAACUGUACGUAAAGGAAUCAGACAUGAGGAUAGAAAAGGAAGACUUGAUUUAACAAAGGAUAAUAAGCAUUUAAAUAUAUUUACAUUUAGUAAUGAUAAACAACAAAGUAUAGAUAAUGCAUUUUCGUUUAGAAUAGCAGAAAAAGGAAUCUACGAAGUAGGCAUUCAUAUCCCUGAUAUGACAAAAUACAUUCGAGAAAAUACACCUUUAGAUCAUGAAGCACGGGAGAGAGCCUGUGUAGUCAACUUGGUUGAUAAAACGAUCCCAAUUUUACCACUUGAUUUCAUUGAAUCUCAUCACAGCCUUCGUAUAGGUGAAGAACGGUUAACAUUUUCUAUAAUCUGUCGCUUUACAGAAACUGGACAACUUUUGCAUACAUGGAUAGGAAAGACGAUUAUCAAAGUUAAAGAGCAAGUAAAAGUAUAUGAAGAUGAUAUUACAAAUGAUGCAUAUCAAUUAUUGGAACUUUGCCGAAAAUUACAACAAAGACGUCUGAAUAAGGAAGGAGGUUUAGUUAUUGCAGAUAAACAGCAAACUAUAUCAUUUCAGCUGGCUGAAAGUGGUUAUCCAACUACAAUUAAACAUACAAAGCAAAGAAAAGUGGAUAUCUUGAUUCAAGAGUUAUUAAUUUUGGCUAAUAUUGAAGUUGGACAAAAGAUAUCUAGCCGAUUCCCUGAUCAGGCGCUUUUGUAUAGACAAGACGCGCCAAAAAUGUCGAAAUUGGUCAUGAUUCAAGAUUAUUUCCAUCAUGAGGAAGGCUCAAAGGACACAAUUAAAGAUCUUUUAAAGCUAACUCAAGAGACAGAACUUUCUGUUGAAAAACAACAGGUUCUCAACUACAUCAUACAGCAGGCCAUUCCUUCACCUAAAUUUUUUAGUGCUGGAUCGUUAGAUAUUUCUAAAUACAAACAUUAUGGGUUCGGUGCUUCUAUCUGUACUCUAUUUACAGAGCCUUUUAAAAGUUAUGCUUCCAUCCAUGUUCAAAGACAGCUAAAUGCCGUCUUGAGAGGUGAGGCUCAACAAGAGGACGAUGUCAACUUUGAUACAAUUGAUAAAAUUGCUCGUCACUGUAAUGCAUCUUAUCUUUCUAAGCUAGCAGCAGAAAGAGAAAGUAGGAAACUUUAUACAGAGGCCUACAUUCACACUCAAUGCCUUUCUACAGGAGGGGAUGAUGAUAAGAAGAAAAGAAGAAUGAUUAUGACAUCGUAUAUAAUUGGAUUAGAUAAUGAUUUAAUUCAAUUAUAUAUUCCAGAUUAUGGCCUGGAGAUACCCAUUAUCUUGGAUGAAAAGUCGAUACCUGGCGCUGUAGAUCAUAUUUAUGACUCCAUCUUGAAUGAAAUGAAAAUUAUUUGGAAACGUUAUGAUACUACUACUACUUCGCCUGACGAAGAAGUACAGAUACUGAAAUUCCUAUCUCCUGUUGAAAUUAGUGUUCAUAUAGAUAUGAAAUCUAUAAGACCUCUAUUUGAAAUAGAACUUAUGAGAUCAUAAAAGCACACAUACAUCAAAUAAAAAAAAAACGAAAAAAAAGGUGUAUAUAGUCAUACAAAUUAAAAAAGGCAAUCUUAUUCCCGGGAAUUGCGUCAUGGUAUAUAUAAUUUCAUAGCGCGCAUGACGUAUAAAAGUAUAUAUUUGUAUAUAUAUUUAUAUAUUUAUUUAUAUAUAUGCAUAUCAAGUAUACACGUAUCUCGAAAAUGAUCCUACUUUAAAGCAAAUAAUUAUAUACUACAUACUAUUUUAUACACGAAUAAAUGUCUAUGUUAGCUUAUUUAUUAUGAUUACGGUUUUAUGCUUAUUAUAUCUAAUAAAGGAAUUAAGUUUCAGUCACAAAAUUAUUAAA